Messenger RNA from Schistocerca cancellata (South American locust), 2099 nucleotides. RefSeq lists its product as uncharacterized. The coding region runs from base 300 to 1109 and encodes 269 amino acids. The transcript is spliced from 5 exons. The record is from RefSeq and is a predicted model, not a curated record. Lineage: Eukaryota; Metazoa; Arthropoda; Insecta; Orthoptera; Acrididae.
UCAACACCAUGUAGAAUUUGCUGAAAUUCAGCAGAUUCGCAUUGAACGACAUAAACCGAUGAAGUAUUCUUGUAGGAAUGUUGAAAGGAAGGGGGAUCUUGACUUUACAGAAAAAGUAAUGUCAGAUCUCUUCAAUGAGCGCUUACUGACCUGCUCACUGGAAUCCGUAGCUACAAACUGAAUGUAAAUAUUCAUGAAAUUAUUUGGGGCCUUAUACAAAUCAAAGGCAAGAUGAUACAAACGUAAGGGAUGUUAAUAAGAACUGGAUAAUUAGGCGAAGACUCUUAAUUAAGGAAAUCAUGCUCCAGAAAGCAAUUUUGUGGCCUGCCUGCUUUUUUCUGCAUGUGUGUAUUAUACACAUUGAAGUAAGUGAUGCACUUCCUCAGUAUGGUGUUGGAGUUAAGCCAUGUGGUGAGAUUAAGUGCAGUUUGUUUGAAUUUUGUGCCGCUAAACAUUCUCCCCACUGUCGGGAAUGUUCUGAGGUAUGCGCAGAAAAAGGACCUGCAACGGACCAUCAAACAUGCAGUGAGAAAUGUCAAGAGUACGUUUAUGAAAAGAAAUUUGAAGACUGGUACAAGAGGGUUGAUUCUGAUAUGAGCAGCUUGCGUAAGCUGUCACUCAUUGCUGUUGUGUUAGCAACAGCUGCAUUAUUAUUCAUUGGCUUCUUUCUACUGGUUCAUCUGAAUACUCGACUGAAACCUCUCCUCUUUGGCUUAUCAGUUACCAAAAAGAAGGCUUCUAGUACUGCAGCUGUCAUAAAUAGUGACAAAAACCAUGCCUCAUCCUCAGCCGCAAACUCCAAUCUCCGUUUGAUGGUACCAAAACCAGAUGAUCAAACAACAAUUACUGAUUUGCCAUCAGCAGGUGCAACUACUACAACUACUUUUGGGACAACCAGUAUUCCUUCUACACCUUACUGUGGCAAAAAUGGUGCUAUAACACCAGCUACAAUGUCUACACCACUCAGCACAAGACCUCCAAGGCACCCAUCUGAAGAUGCAACAUUAGAACAUGCUUAUGAUAACCAUGGACUUUCACGUUCUUCCGAGAAUGUCCUUGAUGAAUCUGUCUCACCAAAUGUGAGCAGAGCGAAAGAAAGUUCAUUUUAAAAGUGUUGGAGGUGCCAAGCAACAGUUAAUUGUGAUUUUGAUCAUCGUACUCCAGUAGUGUGUGGAAUUCUGAUUCACAGUCACAUGAACUUACUGAAUGGCACAGACAUGUAUCAAAUCAGUAUCUAUUCCUAAGGUAGUACUUGUAGUUCAUACAGACUAUCAAGCUAAUAACUAAUUUCAGAGUCUGAUGUAUUUUAAAUGCAAGACCAGUUUUUUACUUCCUCAAGGCAACUAAAAUUUAUUAGUUUGAUGAAAAAGCAUAUUUUUCCAAAAGUAUUGUGAUAAUAGUAGCAGUAAAAGGGUAUCAGGUAUGUUUGCGUAAAUCAUAUAUACUUCUGAAAUAUUACAUUGUCUGAGUGUAAUGGCAUGGUUACAUACUGAACUGGAUCUGCUUAUGAAGAUAGUGUGACUUGUGUGGUGUUAUCAUUCCUGUAAAUGAGUCAUAUUGCCCUUUGAUAUUGUUUGACGGUAUGGUGUAAACUGUGUGGGUGUUUAUGGCUUGUAAUUAUUGGCAUGUUACAGGGAAAAAUGAAGGAUUGUUUAUGUAUAUCAAUAACAGUAACAAUAUCACCAUUUGACUUCAGAGUAGGAUUAAAUUUUACUGGGCAUACUGCUAAGCUACUUGGUCCAUUUUUUCAUAUUUGUGUAUCAUGUAGUUCACAACUGUAGAGCAAACUGCUGUUAUAUAGAUACAUAAGGUAUAAAAUGUUACAGAGUAAAUAUAGAAGUUCCAUGGUACCUUUGUGAUGAGUAAACAAUCUACUCAUGGUGAAGUUAGCACAGAACUUCUCUAGAAAAGUGUUUUCCUGUUGCUCUGCUUGCUCAACAGUUUUCCUAAACCUCAGUGGUUCAUUCUUUCAGCAGCCUGCUCUACCUUGAAACUCUCAGAUUUCCCUUCUUCUUAUGUUAUUUUCCUAACUAUGGAGGAUUUAGUGUGUUUUCUAACACCAUGCUGCAUCUCGCAGCAUUCUUUGCAGUAUAGGCUAU